AACUUCGACCUCCAUCACUAAGUUCAGUGCCGCAUCGUCUAUCAGUCAGCACCGUUGGAUUGUCCUGGGCACCGAGCGCGACAUGUCGGGGCUUCGAGAUUGAAUAGUGCGAAGUUCUGCUACACGGAAUCUGUACUGGCAAUGGACUCUAGUCUGGGAAAUGGAGCGGGUCAGCGAGAGGCGAAAUUGUAUGCCAUCAUAGGGAGAAAGGACUAUCAGAUCGAGGAGCUGCAAGAGGAGAAUGCCGCCUUGCGUGCAAGACUUGAUGCUGCGCUGAAGCAGAACGUCCAAAGCAGAAACGCAACAAACGCCACCGGACGCCCAUCUGGUCCCGCAUCGCCUGAAGCGAGUUCUGGCCCACGCGAGGUAUUUGAAGAUGUCGACUUAGAGACCCUCCGUCGCGCGCAUAGGGAACUGCAAUCGAGGCAUCAAAAUCUCGAGGCUCUACACCGAGCAUGUGAGCCCAGAAUCAAUGCACUCGAUGCUAAAUGCAAGGACUAUAAGAACAAGGUACUCUUGUGGAAGCAGUAUAUUGACAAGCAAACGAAGGAAGGCCGGAUACCACAAUCAAAGAAUGCCGAAAAUGUUCAAAGAGACUCCGCUCCGGCCGAGUGUCAGCCCGUCGAUGGUAACCACGCGCGCGCUGCGGAUCUGAUGCCGCACCAAGAACGUGUACUCGAGAGAACUCAUGAUCUAGAACAAAGAUCGUCCGCGUUGCCCAGUGCGCGUUCGAGUGCAGCACCCUCGAAGAGUCCUGCAAGGGCAGAUGUCGACGAGCCAAUCCAGACCUGCGAACCGCACACGCGUGCCACCUCCAGCCAGACCACCGUCGAGGAGACACAGCCUCCAGCACGCACUAUUGAUGAGAUUCCGAAUAGCAGCGACGAUGAACCCGAGUUAGUGUCGGAACGCUGUCUCAAGCGGAAGGCGGGACCUCGAGCUAUGAAGCGAUCGCCUGCCCGUCGAAUAAAGCUGGAGCCGAGAUCGCCAGAUGGUGCUGUUCUGCUCUCAUCUGACCCACCCCUCCCUGGAGAUGCAAGAUCGCCCAGGAUCGCGCCGCUGCAGCUGAUGUACUCUGACCUUGAUCGUAUAGAAGUGCCAAAGGUCACUGAUCAGCAGCCGCGAGGCGUCGAGAGCAUUCAAGACCGUGCUCGUUCGGUAGAACACUCAAGGCCUGCGCCGCAACUAUCCAGGAGCAUGUCCUCUCGCUCGGAAGGCAAUCUUGACACUCUCGUGAGGGCAGCAGCAUUGGUACCCACGACGACAGACCCAUCAGAAACACCUUCAAAAGUCGCCGCGAGGGAAGAGUCGAGUACAUUCAACAAACAAGCCUUAAGGCCGAUCAGUGUCAAUGUGCCUCGAUCAAACGGUGGCAUAAGGAAUACUAAGCGCAAGUCAAAAGCCAGUGGGCUCAGAGGGAAGGUUGACAUCCUGUCGGAGGACGGCGAUGACUCUAGUCAGGUCAACGCGGCUGCCAAAGAUACUGGAGCACCGCCCAAGCACCAGGAUGAUAAGCUCGCUGGCCUGCUUAUGGGACUCCCCUCGGACACCACACCCGCCUCAUCUCGAAGCGUGAGGAGGUCCGCGCGUCAUUCGCAAGUCCGAACUCCAGCACAGCCUCCAACGCCCCUCUCUGGGCUCAAAGCCAAGUCUCCAAGCAAAUCACCUUCGAAGCGACUGCUACCUCGUGGAAUCGAGCCGCCUCCUCGUUCUCUACAGCCAGAGGAGGAGCCACUGCGUCUGCGAGACGUGAGGACUCUGAGACGUGAAGACUUCAAGGUCAACCCCAAAUACCUUGGAACCGACAUGGCUUUUGCCGACACGCUUCGAGGGCGCGAUGAGCGUAGGAACUUGCACGUCUGCACCAAACCCGACUGUUGUGGCGGCGCAAUGCAGAAAGUAAUGGCUAUGGGCGGGCAGAAACUCACCGGCAAGAGCGAUGCUCAGGUUCUCACUGAAUACCUAGGCCCUCAGUACAGGCAGAUCAUGAGCAAGUAUGGAACGACAAAGCAGAAGGAGACAGUUCUGCAGGCUUAUGCGCAUGUGUUCGCGAGGGAACAUGGGAAACAUCGACAGGCAUUUGAGCGUCAAAGCACACCACCUGGAUUCUGGAGAACAGAUUUUCCGACCACGCAGGAGGAUCUUGAAGAUCGGCAGAAAGCGCAGGAAGCUGAGAGGCGAGAGGUCGAGGCUCGAUACCGUGAGGCCAUGAGACCGGGUGGUCAGUACAUCUUCAGAGACGAAUAG
Messenger RNA from Cercospora beticola, 2247 nucleotides. RefSeq names its product ssDNA endodeoxyribonuclease SAE2 (gene SAE2). The record is from RefSeq and is a predicted model, not a curated record. NCBI's taxonomy places the organism in Eukaryota, Fungi, Ascomycota, Dothideomycetes, Mycosphaerellales, Mycosphaerellaceae. Gene Ontology annotation, biological process: DNA repair.